CCUAGCUGCAGCGCCUCACUCACUCACUGCCCUCACUCACUAACGAAUAAUACUGGUUUUGAGGUUAAAAUGGUUGAAUUAUUCUGUUUUAGGCAUAUGUUUACGUUUUUUAUAGUUUGUCAGGCAGUUUGUAUUGUAAAUUCAAGGAUUCUAGAGAAUGAACUAGGCGAAGUGAUAUUUGCAAAUGUGCUCUUUAGGCAUGGUGAUAGAACGCCCAUCGAUCCAUAUCCAACAGAUCCAUUUAGAAACACUUCCUUCUGGCCAGUUGGAUUUGGUCAAUUAACAAAUACUGGAAAAGAGCAACAUUUUGAGUUGGGCCAGUGGUUGCGGAACAGAUAUGACGCUUUGUUGACGGAGCAGUAUAGUCGAGACAUGAUCUACGUCAGAAGCACUGAUGUUGACAGAACGUUGAUGAGUGCUGAGUGUAACCUGGCAGGUCUGUAUCCUCCCAAGGAAGCUCAAGUGUGGAAUGAAAACAUCAACUGGCAACCAAUCCCUGUACACACCGUUCCUGAUAAGUUUGACAAUUUGUUGGCGGCAAAAAAACCAUGUCCAGCAUAUGAAGAAGAAUUUAACAGGUUGAUGCAAACCGAAGAAAUGCAAGCAUUGAACAACACUUUCAUAGAAGUUUACAAAGUAUUGAACCAAAAUGCUGGUGAACAGGUUACUACUAUUGAACGUAUUGACUGGGUCUACAAUACUCUUUGGGUUGAGACUUUGUACAAUUUCUCGAUACCAGAGUGGACCAAGUCUAUUUUCCCUCAUCCGAUGGCAGAGGCUUCUAAAUACAGCUUUGUACUACCUACUUGGACAAAGAAACUGGCUCGCCUCAAAUCAGGUCUGUUGGUGAAGGAGAUGAUCACUAGUAUGAAAGACAAGAAGGUAACCAAACCAAAACCCAAACGCAACUUGAACAUGUACUCGGCUCAUGAUACAACAGUGUCCAACCUACUCCACACUCUGGGAGUGUAUAACAUGAUCAACCCUCCAUACACGGUGUGCUUCAUGAUGGAACUCAGGGUCAACUCUUCUGGCGACCAUCUGGUCACGAUGUUCUACCGCAACUCUAGCAGUGAGGACCCGUACUUGCUGACUCUGCCUGGAUGUUCGGCUGCUUGUCCUCUAGAUCAGUUCAUCAAACUAUUGGAGCCUGUCUCUCUAACAGUCACAGACUGGGAGAAAGAGUGUAAAGUGUCCAUCUUCAGUUCCUACAGCAUGCUGACCAUUGUUGGAUUGUCGAUAGUGAAAGGAUGCAAGAUGCUGAUUGGUUUUGUUGGUCGGCUGAGUCUGUUAAAGAUUUUAGCUGGUGACGGAAUUAUAUUUGUGUUGGUAGUUCUGGUUGUGCUAAUCAUCGUGCUGCUUGCCUUCGGAGCUAUCUAUUGGACGAGGAGGAAAAGGGCCACUUACUGUAAAUUGGGAUGAAAUGUGCAAUCGUUAUUCGUAUUUGUUCAAUAGGAGGAAAGAGCAGACCUCUACUGUAAGUUUUGUAUCAUUGUUAAUGUUACCAUGAUUGAAAUGAGUUUGUAAUAGGUGCAUAGCCAGGAUUGCAAUUCAGAAGAGCUACUACCGUACCUAAUAACUGAAGGGAAAUCUUAACUUGAUUGCUGAGGGAAUGUAAAAUUGGUUUAUUUCUGUUGAUUUAUAAACUGCAAAUAACUUCUUAAAUAUUUUGGGAGUUGCUGGAGCCCCCUAAGUGACCCUGGCUAUGUGCUUUGUUUGUGAUUUGUUCGUAAAUGUAUAAAAUAUUUGUCUUUUUGUACUAACGAUCCAAGUGUUUGUGAUUUGGUGUUUUAUUUUCUGACAAAACGAUUUCUUUGACAGGAGGCACUCUCUCCACCGACCCUGCAUCAAUUAACCAACGGUAGUUCGAAUUAAUUGCUUCUGUUUGGGCAAAGUUAUAAAUUUAUUUUUCCUCCCUGAAUUUUAAAAUUGGUUGAUUUAACAAACGUUUUCUAGGAACAUAGAGACGUUCAUUCCCAUUAUUGCAAUAAUAAUAUAGAAUUAUAUCUAUUCAGGUACUGUAUUGCUCUUUACUAUAAGGGAAAAUUAAAAUGACUUUACAUGUUUACAUAGUUGCCCGUUUUAACUGUCCUUUUUAGGUUAUGUGAUCUAGGUUCGCCCUUGUGAGGGUUGUUUAUGAGAUAGUGUUGUGAGGAUUUUCAACCAAUCACUGUCCAAAUGUGGUACUGAUUUUUAAUAUAUUUAGCACAGUUGUAUUACACGUUUAACACAGUAAAAAUAAUAUUUGAGCUUAAAGAUUAAGAAACUUAACACUUUGUUUUACAUUUUUUGGUAUUAUAUAAAACGAUUCUAUAGUAUUAAAAAAUUGUGCGUUUUUAUGUUAUUGUUGUUUUUGUACUUGUACACUGUGAAGUCUAAUCUGUAAUAAUCGUACCACUAAGGUAUAAAGUGACUUUUCUAUCCGAGUUCAAGUUUCAGGCCUGGGUAAAGCCGAGGUCAGAAAAUGUGUGUAUUAUGCAAUUGAUAAAUCAAACUAUUGACAAGAAUGCAACAAUAAGCUACAACCGAUCAAAACAAUUGAUAACUUUCAUCAAACAUGAUUAAAUGGAGCUCUCAUAGAGUGUGGUAAUGUUUCAACUCUGCUGAUAGAGAUGCUGCAUUACUCUUUUAGUUUGCAUCAUCAAAAUGUUGGUGAUUAAUUAUAUUUUAUUUUAAUGCUUGAUCUAUCAAUGGCUUAGGUGUGGAUGUUUAUUUUGUAAAAAUUAAUUAGACAUGAGUUUGCUUUUAGAAUGGCUGAUGUUGAUACCCUUCAUUAGCUUCAUCUUCUUGCCCUAUAAAGUAUAUACCUUUCUACGCUUGCAAGAUGAAGGGGUGAAAGUACUUGCGCCCCUUCAUCUUGCAAGCGAAGAUUUGUCUGUGAAUAAUGCUAUUCAACUGGCUGAGAGAUUCUAUGCAGCUGACCUGCAUGUAAUAUGUCUAGUUUUUAAAUGUUGAUUUGUGUCGGUUUUGUGGUUAACCCUUUGACUGCUAGGCCUAUAAUUCAUAUUUUGUAAGACUUUUUUUGUUUGCCUUUUAAUUCCAUUACCUGUUGCUGAAUUUUAACUGUAUUGUUUUCACUGUUUUAUUAAUCUGGCUAAUUUGGAAUAAUAGGUUAACAAAUAUAUAACAAAGAAGAGUCUAAGUAUUUGCAGUUUAAUUUUUUUUUAACUGUCUUUCCGUUAUAAAUUUCCAAGUUUUCUUAUAAAUUGUAAUGUUCUGAUAGCAUUAUUUGAAACCAAAAUCUCAUGAAAUCCAAAGACAUAUAGUUUACAAUGUAAUAUUGAAUUGAAUUUAACCUUGAUUUAGUUUGAUAAGGUUAUUAUAAUAUAGCCUUUUUAGAAAAAAAUCUGUUUGUCAGUAAAGCCACAUAAACACCAUUUAUACUCACUGUUGUGGUUCAGCUGAAAAAUAUAAUCUAAAUAGUCUUAGACUAACUAUUGCUGCUACCUAGUAACGCAUUGAAAAAAACUAAAUUGUAGCGCUGUCGGGUGCGCUAUCUGUUAGCAAUGGUUGACGUCAGCUUUAAUACCGGUUUUUACUCCAUAAUCUUCAAGCACAAAUAGCUGAGAAGGCUAGUCACUUGGCCAGUGGCAUUCGUUUGCUCGGGUUUGAAUCCCGCCCUGUGUGGCAAAUAAUUGGUGACCUGUGUGUUUGUAGCGAUAUACUACAACUACUGGGGCAUAUUGAGGUGUUCAUAAUCCUUGGUUUAGACAUACACCUUGAAUCAUCGGAUUGGGCGGAUCUUUUAGCGUUUUAGCUAAGUGGUUGUUAGUGUAUCCUAUGAACAUGCAAGUCAUCAAUGGCCGUUUUGCUACUUUUUGUCAAAAUAACCUUCCUUAUACCUUAAAUAUUUUAGUAAACAACGAUAUAUCGUUCCAUAGCACUCAAAGGGUUAACAGAUUUAGAAACUGAUCUGCGUUCUUUUGUGGAUUGCAACUAACAUGUGUUUUACAGUAGACCCCCUCUUAACCGACCCUAGGUUGUAUAAAUCGAAAGGUCGGUUAAAACCGGCAAUCCCUAAAAACUUAAAAAUUUAAGUCCUAUUCAUUUUGAACUAUAUAAUCACUAUUCUGAAGUUGUGCAUGUUAAAUUUACAAAAUAAACUACAUGUAUACCUUUUUUUCUUAAGUAUUGACGAUAAAAAAGGCACAAAUAAACUCAAUACGGGUAAAAACAAAUAAUACUUUCAGUUGAAUAGAUUAUAUCCGUAGGCAAGAGUCUAUAAAAAUCCUUAUUUUAAUGCCUUAAAUUGAUUCUUUCCAAAUUUAUCAUAAUACUGUACAUGACAUGUGUACAAAUCAAAGAGACAAGCAACUACUUUGUUACGAGACAGGAUGUUUAUCUAUAGCCUGAAACAUCCUGUGUAGAGUCUAGCUUAUUGUUCCCAUCGCCAAGCAUGGGAGCUGAAAUUCUGAUUCCUAGAAAGUAGCGGUUAAACCGAACUGUUCUACAAACAAGGUCGGUUGAAACAAACUGUAAUAUUUUACGAGCGAGGGCGGAUAGUCCAAUUAUUAAUGUGAGGUUGGUUAAGAGGGGUCCACUGUAAUAAUAGUUUGUAUGGGCUUUCAAGGGUCUCAAUUGUCCCGAGGGCUAAAAUAACAUUAAAACCCUUAAAAUAGAAUAAUAAUUAUUGUAAUUAUAAUUUUCCAUAAGAUUACUUUUUACUUUAAGAAAAUUGUAUUGCUUUUUAUAUUAUUCAAUACUUUUUGUAUUUUUAGCGAAUUUCCCAUAUAGGGAAUAAGCUAUUACCGUAGUACUCAUGGUAAGACCUGGACCCGGGACCGAUUUUUUUUUUCGUUUUGAGGUCCCUAGAGGCCAA
This is a messenger RNA of Macrosteles quadrilineatus (aster leafhopper), 4819 nucleotides long. RefSeq names its product prostatic acid phosphatase-like. The coding region runs from base 70 to 1422 and encodes 450 amino acids. The record is from RefSeq and is a predicted model, not a curated record. Lineage: Eukaryota; Metazoa; Arthropoda; Insecta; Hemiptera; Cicadellidae. Gene Ontology annotation, molecular function: phosphatase activity. The transcript is spliced from 10 exons. Gene Ontology annotation, biological process: dephosphorylation.